UUCAGCACGUUAGCAUUUUUUUCUUGCUGUUGUUGACAAAAAUCCCGGCUGGUUGAGAAAUAUCUGUGCAGCAGCGCCAGCACAGUCCCACGGGUCAAAUCCUGCCCCUGCAAAUCUCUGCCGGGAAAGGCAGCUCAUCUCGGGCUGGCCUUCGGGGGUGCUGCUGGGGGGGGACCCAUCACCUUUCAGGGCACCCUGGGCAUAGGGCCACGAGCAAGCCCCUGUGGUGAAUGGACAGAUGGACACGACAGGCUUGAGAUGGACCUGAUGUUUUAUCAUUUGCUGGUUGGGCUCCGCAGCAGAGCGCUGGAAGUUCGUCAAAGGCUGAAUUAAAGUUGCCUGGCAACCUCCAUCCCGGCUCCUCUUCCCACAUCUCGCAGGAUUUCCCACUCAAGGCCUGCCGGCUCCGGGGAAGGGGAGCCCGAAACGCACCACGCUUGCAGCCAGCCGGGGGCCAGGCUCCCCUCUCGCGGGAUGGCUCUUUUCCCGUAAUUCCUUGGCUUGUUCCCACGCCUGGGAGCUGGGAGCUCUCCCCACCUCGUCCCCCAGGGCGGGCGCCUUUCCCCCCUCACCCCACGCUGGGAACGGGUCGGACUGUUUCAAGUGAACCCAAGGGCAACUUGAGCAGGUCCCGGGGGAGGGUAAACCAGUGCUGAGCCAGUGGGAAUGUGGCUGGGGGAGCCAAGUGGGCCUGGGGGGGUCACGUACUGGGCUUGGCCCCGAUGAGUAAAGCUGAACUGUUCGCCUGGGUUUUGGAGCCUCUGAGCUGGGCUGCCGUGAAAAAAGUGUAAAUGGUGUCUCCUGGUGCAGACCCUGCUGGGAGUUUUGUUAAGGCUGUUUUGCAACCCCGUGACUUGGAGGAGACCUGCUGGAAAUCCUGGUCCCCACUGGGAACGCAGCAGCCCUGUGUUGUAGGAAUGCACAGUGCCAAGAGGGACAGCCCACAAGGAGGGGAGAAAGGUCUGACAGCCAUUCCAGGAGCCUGCUUGGGCUUUGCUAGAGCUCGGUGGAGCAACCACAAGCUGUCUACGGAGCAGUGGGAUGGGGAAGCAUCCAGUCCCACUCUGCAAAUCUGUUCUGCCAUCCAGGAUGGAUACUGGGGGUCAGCCGGAGAAGGGCUGCUCCCACCUGGCGUUUCAAUUCUUUCUCCCAGGUUCCUUUUAAAUUAAAAAUCUGGCAUCGUUUUUGGCUGUGCUGCUGAGGAAACAGCCAAGGGGGUCCCAUAAGACUUCAGCUGAGGUCCCCCCGUAUUUGCCAGCCCCACUGACAGCGCAGCUUCCCUGCACAGCAGCGUGCGGCUGGCUCUUGCUCCCAGGUUUUGGUGCCUCGUGGCUUUGAGGACCACGGGGCAGCGGGAAGGGGCCACCAAUGGCCAGCAGAAGCUCCGGGUGCAGUGGCCAUCCAGGGGUGUGGCAGCGUUAGCUGGUUUCUUUGACCGGAUCCAGGUUGGCAGGACCUGCCGCCAGGAAAUUCACUCAUCAAAAGCUUUUUGCGCCUCCAGAGACGCUGGUUGUGGGGAUUUUAAGGAGGUGCCGACUGGGCCGGCUCGUUUGGGUGUGCUGUGCCGGCUGGCUGCCGGUGGGAGGCUGAAGGCUGGCACAGUCACGCUUGCACAGCUUCCGUUGUGACCCAGUAAACCCAGUCAGACCUGACCAGGGUGCGCUUGCUCGCUCCCCUGCACGCUCACGCACGCCUCCACCCCCCCCCCCCCCCCCGCUGCUUUCCUGGUGCUCCUCGGGGACCAGCCAACCCAUCCCGCUGGUGAGAGCUGGUGUCUGGGCCGGGCUCGCCCGGCUCUGUGCCAGGAGCCGCGGCUGCACCCGCUGGAUCACCGAUAACUGGCUUUGGCCCCCAUGGACGUUGCACGUUGCAAUUACAGCAACUGGUUCCUGGCUUCGCCCUGCUCUCGGGGCGGGCAUCAGCCCCACGGCCAGAUCCUGCCUCCACCACCCUUCUCCUUCAGCGUCGCCUGCCAGGGCAGGAGCUGGGGCUGGAUUUUGGGUCCUGUAUCAGCUCGCCCUGUGCUGGGAAGUAGGUGAGGUGCUGAGGGGCUUGGGAGCUCACUCCUGGGGAUGGGAUGGGUUUUUCUGGGCAGUUUUUCUCUUAAACCGCAGAUUUCAUUGGAACUGCUGCUGCUUUUCAGCCUCGUCUUCUUCCCUUUUUGUGUUUCUUUCCUGGAGAAAACUCUGCAGUGUUUCUCCUCCUGGCUUUUUCCCGUUUCCCAUGGAAGUGCUGGGCUUCAGCAAUCUAGUUGCCCCCAGCCUGACUGGUGGCUCCCGUGGACCAAGACCUCCUCUGCAUUCUGCUCCUGCCCCCAGCCCUCAUCUUUGCUCAGGGAUUUGAACUUGCACCUUGCCAAGAGGGAAACGAUGGACUUGGGGUGUUUGGUACAGGUGCAGCCUGGGGUGACAAUCCAAGGGAGACCAAGGAUGGUUUCAGUUCCUUCUUGCUUUUUUUUCUCCACCCUAGGUAUAAAGAAAAAAAAAAAACAUUAGAAAAAAAAUAGAGACGCUCAGAGCAGCCCUUCCCUUUGAGUAAAAUAUUAACUGGCUCUUACAGCUAACCGAUUAAAUGUCCUUUAGGACAAAGUUAAAUCUGAUCUCAGGCAAAGGAGCCUUUGGAAACGGGUGCAGCUGCUCCCCUGCAAAAAGCAGAGGAGCCCAACCCCAGUGGCAGGGGAGUCUGCUCCCCACUGCCCCAGCCCAUCUAGGAACCCUGCACAGCCCCACAGCUUAAUUUAUUAUUUUUAUUUUUUUGCUGCUUUGCUGGCUCGGUGCUUGCACUGGUUAAAUGUUAGCUGGGGCUGGCUCGCCGCGCGGCUCUUGCCCUGCAAUAAGCACCAUCCCUGCCUCCCUGCCCGGCCGUGCUCCUUGCUCCAAUCCCUGUCGCACCCAGAGCUGGACAGCAGGCAAAGUUCAGGGCUUGUUUGUUUGGGGGAGAUAAGGUGAGGAUGCCUGGCAGCAUGCAGGCAGCUCACAGGACUGUUACUCAUUUAUUAGACAUCGUUGUUUGCCUUGUUGUAAGAAGGUUUCUCCUUUCCUCUGCUUUCCCAGCCCAGGUGCCUGGCAGCUCUUGUGGCUUGUGUGUGAUUCCAGGCUCGUGUCCCAGCGCAGCGGCCUGGGGAAGGGUCCCCACAACUGCUGGGGUGCCCCUAGUCCCACUGAUGGGAUGGAGAGGUGCCAGCCCGGGGCUGGCUGGAGCACUUUUUCAGGUGUUUUGUUGCUCCAGAUGUGGCCCGGCCAGACAUGGUACCACCAAAGCAAUUUGUCUCCCAUUGACCUCCAUCACCACUCACCCUCCUUGCAUCGCCUUGCCAGGGCCAUCACUGGUGGGCAGACCCUCGGUCCUGACAGGGCUUGUCCUGGGAACAGGAGUUCCUCGGAGGGAGGAUGCUUCGGGUCACUGUCCUCUGCUCCCUGGGGAGCUCAGCCCCGCAGGCAGCACCCUGCCCGCUCCCAGGGCUGGGUGCUGUAUGGGUGCUCUGUGCAGGGGGGAACGUCUUCCCUCUGCCCCAUUCCUGGAAUGGUCUGGGGCAGCAGCCAGUGCAAGUGAGAGGUCUGGGUCUGAACCCAUCCCCUGACGGAAACAGUGGUUUAAUGCAGGCUCCAGGACUGUGGCUGGAUCCCACAUCCAGCCCUUCGCUUCUCCUUUUCAGCCCCAAAGCCCUUUUCACUUUCAUUUUACUUUGUUUUUACCUCCCCUCCACGUGAGACCCAGCAAGGUAUUUGCUUCAGGGAAACUGCAGCAAGCGUGUUUGAACAGCUUCUCUACAGGGCCAGGAGGGUUUGGCAACUGGCUUUGUCCCGUGGAGCUGGGGAGCCCGUCCUGAGGGUCGGCUGUACCGGCCUGGAAGCAGCGGGCCGGGGGGCUGCCCUCGCCGGGGGCACGGGAAGAUGAGCAGAGGCAUGGCCCAUCUCCUGACCGCUCUCUUCGUGGUGGCGGCGGUGGGCUACCCAUCACGGCGGUCUGCCACCGACCUGGAUGCCACCCCCAGGACGACAGUCACCUUUGAUGAGCUGUCGGGUGUCCGGCGCUUCGGUGCGCGCACCCUCAACUACAGCACCCUGCUGCUGGAGGACGACCGGGGCAUCCUCUACGUGGGUGCCAGGGGGGCCAUCUUCGCCCUCAACUCCAGUGACGUGACCGACGGCUCCCACCGCACGAUCCACUGGGAAGCCUCCCCGGAGAAGCAGAUGGACUGCCUGCAGAAGGGCAAAAACAACAAGACCGAGUGCUUCAACCACGUGAGGUUUCUGCAGAGGCUGAACAGCACCCACCUCUACGCCUGUGGGACCUACGCCUUCCACCCUCUCUGCGCUGCCAUCGAUGCCGACAUGUUCACGUUGCCGUCCCACUUUGAGGAAGGCAAGGAGAAGUGCCCCUAUGACCCUGCCCGUGGCUACACUGGCCUUAUUGUCGACGGUGGCUUGUACACGGCCACGCGCUAUGAGUUUCGGAGCCUCCCUGACAUCCGGAGGAACCUGCACCAGCGGCCGCUGAAGACAGAGGAGUCCCCGCUGCACUGGCUGAAUGAUGCCGAGUUCGUGGCCUCUGUGCUGGUCAGGGAGAGCAAGGACAGCCCUGUGGGCGACGAUGACAAAAUCUACUACUUUUUCACGGAGCGGGCAGGAGAGGAGACCACAUCCUUCUUUGACAAGAGCCAGGUGGCCCGAGUGGCCCGGGUGGCCCGUGUCUGCAAGAGUGAUGUGGGGGGGAAGAAGAUCCUGCAGCGCAAGUGGACAUCCUUCAUGAAGGCGCGCCUGGUCUGCUACAUCCCCUACUACGAGGUGCUGCGCAGUAUCUGCAGCCUGGAUGGGGGCGGCUGGGCCAGCACGGUCUUCUACGCUGCCUUCACCCUCUCGGCACAGUGGAGGACCAUGGAAGCCUCGGCCGUGUGCCGCUACAGCAUCUCAGCAGUGCAACGUGCCUUCGAGGGCCCCUACAUGGAGUACCAGGACUCGGCUCGCAAGUGGUCCCGCUACGACGGUGUGGUGCCCGAGCCCCGGCCCGGCUCCUGCAUCACGGACCGCUCCCGCAGGAAGGGCUACAACUCCUCGCAGGACCUGCCCAACAGCGUCCUGGACUUUGUCAAGCUGCACCCGCUCAUGUUCGAGGAGGUGAAGCCGACCGGCGGGGAGCCGCUGUUGGUGAAGAAGAGCGUGGCGUACAGCCGGCUGGCCGUGGACAGGGUGAGGGCCCUCGACGGCCACUCCUACGAUGUGCUCUUCAUGGGGACGGGUGACGGCUGGAUCCACAAGGCUGUGGUGGUGGGCUCUGGCCUCCACAUCGUGGAGGAGGUGCAGGUGUUCAGGGACCCGCAGCCCGUGGAGAGCCUGGUGAUCUCCCAUGCCCAGAGGAGCCUGUACGUGGGGGCAGCCAGCGGGAUCCUGCAGGUGCCCCUGGCCUCCUGCGCCAGGUACGCCUCCUGCUACGACUGCAUCCUGGCCCGGGACCCUUACUGUGCCUGGGACAGCAGGGCCUGCCGCGCCAUCGCCACCGCAGACAGCACAGGGCUGGUGCAGGACAUUCAGGGUGGCAACGAGGGAUGCCGGAGCGGCUCCGGGCGCGGUGAGUCUUCGCCGCCCCUCGGGACCCCAGGGGGGGAUGCCAGCAUCCCUUUGGGUGGGCAGGAUGGGUGCGAGGCACGUGUCCCCGCAGGCUCCCUGCUGUGGAAGAACCGGACAGUGCUGCAAGGGGACGACGUGCUGCUGCCCUGCGACCAGCGCUCCAACUUGGCACGAGCCGUCUGGCUGCUGAACGGCAGCGAGGUGCCGGGCGCGGGGCAGGACCGGCUGCGUGUCGGGGUGGACGGGCUGCUGGUGACGGACACGCUGCCCCGGCACAGCGGCGAGUACCGCUGCUAUGGGGAAGAACGGGGUCUCCGGACACUGCUGGCCGCUUACAGCCUCACCGUGCUGCCCGAGCUGCCCCGCGGCCCCACGGCCGCCUCCCGGCCCCACGCCGCCAGCCAGGCGGCCGGCGACGUGAAGGUGGCUUAUGUCUCCGCUAUCGUCGCCUUGGUGGUGCUGUGCGCCGUGCUCAGCACCGUCCUCCUCUACGUGUCCUGCCUGGAGAAGCGCAAGGGCAAGUACGUCCUGGGGGAGCCGCGGCCAGCCGGCGUGGAGCUGCAGACCGUCUCGGCCAACUGCCUGCGCAAGAGUCGCCGGGAGGAGGAGGAGGAGGAGGAAGAGCUCGCCUACCCUGACGGCUGCCUGCAGAUCAUUCCCGGCGAGGCGCCCACGGCUGCCACCUCCCCGGUCAAGGAGCUGCCGGCUGCCGCGCCCCCGCUGCCGCCGCCGCCCCCGCUGCCAGCCGAGCUCACCAACGGCGUGGGGGCUCUGCCCAAUGUCCUCCGCAAGAUGAACGGCAACAGCUACAUGCUGCUGCAGCAGCAGGAGGAGCCGCUGGCCUCGCCGCUCUACAGCGCGUCCUUCACCGAGGAGCUCAGCAAGAUCCUGGAGAAGCGGAAACACACGCAGCUGGUGGAGAAGCUGGAUGAGAGCUCCGUGUAGGGGCCGGGGGGUGGGCGUCCUGCCAGCGGGACCCUCCUCCCCUCGGGCCCCUUCUCCUACCCCUGGCCAGCAGCGUCACAAGACUCAGGCAAAACUACCUCCUGGAUGGCAGAGCCGGGCCGGGCCCGGACUUGGCCAUUCCUUCGGCUUUUCACUCACUUUUGAGACUUGCUGUACAGAAAAAAAGGAAAAGAAUCUAUUUAAAUUUGGGAGCUCUAUUUAUGUAUAAAAACCCACUGAUGGCGGCCACGAGCUGGAGGCAGGAGCUGGCGCCUGGCUGAAGGUGGACGCUGGGGGGUGGGAGAGUUUCUGUCUGUCUGUCUGUCCAGGUGUGAGAGAGAGAUGCUGUUGUGGACACGUGGACUCGGCCUGCCCCGCUGGGCAUCCCUCGGCACACAGGAGCCGGACAGCUGCUGAGAGGUGGGUGAGGAGCAGGAAAAGGGGCCGGGGGCUGCCAUAGCGCCUGCGUCUCUCGCAGGGUGUGGGGUCCCUUCCCGGUGUGGGGCUGGGGGUUGUUUUCCCCCAGCUGCCCACUCACAGGCAAGAGAGGGGCCAUGGAUGUAUCUCCCAUUGUGGGAAGGCGGCCUUGGUGGCUGCCAGCCCCUGCGUGCUCUCCCAUGUCUGCCCCCCCAGGGUUUCCUCUGCGGGAGAGGAUGAUUUGGUGAGGGAUGGAUCCAGGGCAAGGAGCCCACGUCCCCCGAAUGUCCCGGAGCAGCUGCUGGAGCCCCCACCACCUGCCCCCAGGUGAAACGCAGGGCUGGGUGACCCGGGGAGGUGGCACCCAUGGGGCCUCCAGCCCUGACGGGGCUCUGCCCCCUCUCCUCAGGGCACUGCAGGGGAAGAGUGGAGCGCAGCAGCAGGCAGCAAGACGCACCAGCAGCCACGGCCGUGCCCUGCAGCGUGGCAAGGGACCAGCGCAGCACCUGCAUCCUCCCUCCCGAAGUCCACAGUGCCCUCACGGCCCUGGGCACCAUUGGUGCUGUCAGAGAACUGGGGUUCAGGCCCCCAUGGGACAACAUGUGGGAGGGGAAACAUCCUUGCACAGUGAGGAGGAGGAGCCCUGGACAGGGGCCUGCCUCCCUCUGGGGCCUCCUGCUCUUCAUGGCACUUUCCAGGGGCAGACACUGUCCCUAAUUCUCCCCAACUACCUCUGCUCCUGCCGCCUCCUGGGGGAACCCGAGGGACUGGGGUGACAAAAGCGUCUCACACCCCAGGGACAGACGUGAUACCGGAGAAGGCAGCGAGGGACAAAUUUGCUGGGGUGUGCAUCUUCCCCACUGUGUUCCACGCUGGGGCCUCCAGGAUCAGAACAUCGCCUGGAGCUCAGCCCUGCAGUGGGGGCAGGAGGAGGGUGGCAGCCCCCGGGGUCCCUAACGGGCUGGAGCCCGGCUGCCCCUGCCCCAGAAGAGCGAGGCUUAGUGAGAAAACGCAAGAGCUGGACGCCGGGUCUCUCCCAUCCUGCCCCCACCCUUGUUUUUGCUGUAAGAGUUGGGGCGAGCUGCUCCCAAGCCCACCCCCCCCACACCCCCCCAAAGGAAGGGCAUGACCCUCUGUGUCCAGCACCCCUCGUGCACAGCCCACCGCGCCCCCAGCAAUAAACGCGGCUCUGUCUGGA
Messenger RNA from Tyto alba (common barn owl), 8127 nucleotides. It is a transcript of the gene SEMA4G, whose product is annotated as semaphorin 4G. NCBI's taxonomy places the organism in Eukaryota, Metazoa, Chordata, Aves, Strigiformes, Tytonidae. The record is from RefSeq and is a predicted model, not a curated record. The coding region runs from base 3894 to 6512 and encodes 872 amino acids. The transcript has 14 exons. Gene Ontology annotation, biological process: semaphorin-plexin signaling pathway; negative regulation of axon extension involved in axon guidance; positive regulation of cell migration. Gene Ontology annotation, molecular function: chemorepellent activity; semaphorin receptor binding.